UUGAACGUUUGGCUGAUGGUGCGUCAAACGAUGAUUUGUUAAUGUUGAGAAUCAAUAUUUAUAAAAUAUAUAGGUUACGUCGGACUUGUGUCCCGGCCACGGGGCGUUGCUCCCGAGUUUCUAGGCGACAGGGGCGGACGUCCCGGCAUCCCUGCCCAUCGCCGCAGCACCAACACAAUAAUACCCUUUCAAAUUGACGGUUCUAGAGGGAUAAGCGGGCGCCAGCGCCGCGGAGCCUGCCGAUAGAGCUCCCGGGGUCAGCGCGCGACCAAAAGGCCGGGCGGGGGAAUCAGUGCUUCUGAUAGGCUCCAAUUCAAGGACGAUUGUUGGCGAUUGUUCUCGCCGUUGUGGCUGCUUGGCUUUCAGUGAGCCUUGUUUGCACAUGUCACAUAGCCUGUUUAUUUUGUCUACACGAUUCCCCCGUCUCGAGAGAGGGAGAGAAAGAGAAAGAGAGAGAGAGAGAGAAAUGGGUUGGCAGGAAGUUUAGUUUGUAGUUUAUUGAGUAAGGAAGGCGUGUAGUUCGGAGGUCGACUUGGAACGGUUUCUCGAGUCCACCGAGCGAGCGCGGCUUGUGUAAACUGUGGAGAGGUUGGUGAGGGGUCCUCGGGUCACAUCUUCUCUAAUGGGGUUCUCCUCGCGAUGUCGUCUGAGGAAUGGUGCGGCUCGCGCUGCCAACCAAGGACCCCAAGGUUCUGGCGCGCCUGCCCGAUGAGUGAAGGGGCCUUCAGUCUGUUUGAGGCGGGAUCCUCUGCAAGGGAAGAGACACCUACUCUCUGCACGUGAUAUCCCCGUGUACGGUGUGAAGGGGGGUUAUAUCUAGUGAUAGGCCAACAAAUCAUCACUUCGCCUUGGACGCACGUAAAACUGUGAUACACACGGGAGUUUGCGUUAUCUGGAUGGCGGCACGGCAGGUGGGGGAGGCGGUGUGCGUGGCGGCGCUGGUGCUACUGCUGGCCGGGGGAGGGGUCCGCCUGGCGGCAGCGGACGGAAGCAGCGCGUCCUGGCGGGAGGAGGAGGGGGGUCCCCCCGAGGAGGACCUGGAGCUGCUGGCGUUCCGCGGACUGCGGUCCGGGGAGGACGGGGGCGUUCCCGACAGCGGGUUCCUGCCGACCCUGCCGGUGUUCAGUGGAUUUACCGCCGCCAAGUCCCGGGAACCUACUGGUGGUACUUCUUAUUUCGACGACUCGUCCGAGGCCCAGGAAGGGUCUUCAGACGAGGACGAAAGCGACGAGGAGGAGUUCGACGCGCUCUCCGUGAUCCGCGGCGUCCGGAAACACGCCGAGCUGCAACCCGACACAGCCGACGAGUUCGUCGAUGACGACGACGACGACCGCAGGUCGCACCGGAAGCCCCGGCGGCGGUCUCGGAAGGCGGGCGGCAGGAAGCCCCGGCACAGCGCCUCCUACAUCCCGGACCCUGACAAGGAACUGCCCAACGAGAGCGACCAGCAGAUCGACGAGCGCGAGAUCCUGAAGUCGAGCCGGCGCGCGCUGGUCGUCACCGAGAGGAAGUACCUGAAACAGGACUGGUGCAAGACGCAGCCGCUCCGACAGACCGUCCGCGCCAAGGGCUGCCUCUCCCGGACCGUCAUCAACCGCUUCUGCUACGGACAGUGCAACUCCUUCUACAUCCCCAAACACGUGCGGAAGGACGCCGAGUCGUUCCAGUCGUGCGCGUUCUGCAAGCCGCACAGGUACAGCAUGAUCACCGUCACGUUACGCUGCCCCAACCUCACGCCAAACUUCAAACGGAAAAGAAUACAGAGAGUCAAGAAGUGCAAGUGCAUGUCCGUCAUACUGGAAUAACUUGUCGUUGUUGUGAAACAAAAACUGACUUUUUAUUAUUUGUCGCAGCUGUACGUGGCAAAGAUAAGUUAACACUCGGGUCCAUCUCCCAUGUUGGGAAAGGAAACCUCAGAGAACCUUAUUUAUUCAUCCUUACCGAAGGUCCACUGACGCGAGACGUGAGAGACUACAGCACGUUGUGUGCGGGGGAAGCGCUUUGGAUUUACAACCAUUGGAAUAUAAACCGUUCCACCGGGAUGUAAACCCUAUCAGAACGUGUGGAAACUAUCUGGCUUCCCUACGGACAGGAAAACCGGACCUUCUCAUUUCAACAACCUGCGUGCGUUCGCCCCAGGGCCAGGGGAGCCCUCGUAUCCCCAUCCCCACCCCCCUCGGGGGGUAAGUACGCGGACACUUCGGACGUACGGGGGCCAGUGCACGCGGUAAGACUGCAUAUAUGAUAAUGACUUGUACAGAUGAUAUAUAUAAAAAAACUCUCCCUUCUCACCGCAAAAUGACUUGAUGUAAAUA
Messenger RNA from Branchiostoma floridae (Florida lancelet), 2315 nucleotides. RefSeq lists its product as uncharacterized. Gene Ontology annotation, molecular function: receptor ligand activity; BMP binding. The transcript is spliced from 3 exons. Lineage: Eukaryota; Metazoa; Chordata; Leptocardii; Amphioxiformes; Branchiostomatidae. Gene Ontology annotation, biological process: animal organ morphogenesis. The record is from RefSeq and is a predicted model, not a curated record. Bases 897 to 1805 code for a protein of 302 amino acids.